AUGCACUUCUUUGUCCUCAUUUGUCUGGCUGCCCUAGCCAAUGCACAGACUUCCGAGGUUACUACCGCGACCACAACUGACGUGACUACUGCUGCAACGACUACCCUUGCUGAUUCGACUACGGUUGCUGGUACGACCACGGUUGCUGGUACGACCACGGUUGCUGGUACGACCACGGUUGAUGGAAGAACUCCCACGGUUGAUGGAACAACUCCCACGGUUGCUGUUACGAUAUCCGCUGUAGUCACAACUGCGCUUCCUGUCACUGAGAAUCAGGCUACGACUGUGCCCUCCACCACUGCUUCUGAAGUCACAUCCACUCCCAUUCAAUCGACUACUGCAUCGACUUCUUCCAGCUUCGCUACCAACAUUGCCGUGAGUACGAGCACGCCUACCGUCGCCGCUGACGUUGCCACCACCAGUGCCGAAGCGGAGGUUCAGAUAACUGCGGUGUCCACCACAGGUCUACGUAGCACAACGGUGGCAUCCUCGACCACAGUGAUUCAAACGACGACAACCUGCACAGUACCGAAUCCUAGUGACUGGGACUCGCGCAACCGAGUCCCCAAGGAGAUGAACUCGAUAAACGCGCAUAAAAUUUUUCUCGGAAUGAAGCUUUAUAUAACUACAAUUAUCGAGAAAUUGAUGUGGCAAUAA
Messenger RNA from Perkinsus marinus ATCC 50983, 657 nucleotides. RefSeq names its product merozoite surface protein 2, putative. The transcript has 3 exons. The coding region runs from base 1 to 657 and encodes 218 amino acids. The record is from RefSeq and is a predicted model, not a curated record. NCBI's taxonomy places the organism in Eukaryota, Perkinsozoa, Perkinsida, Perkinsidae.